Messenger RNA from Indicator indicator, 1881 nucleotides. RefSeq names its product GTP binding protein 10 (gene GTPBP10). Gene Ontology annotation, molecular function: GTPase activity; GTP binding; magnesium ion binding. The coding region runs from base 1 to 1119 and encodes 372 amino acids. Lineage: Eukaryota; Metazoa; Chordata; Aves; Piciformes; Indicatoridae. The record is from RefSeq and is a predicted model, not a curated record. The transcript is spliced from 10 exons. Gene Ontology annotation, cellular component: mitochondrion.
AUGGUGCGGUGCGGCGGGGCCGCGCUGCGGAAGUAUGGCAGCUUCAUCGAUGCACUGCGGCUCUACGUCCGAGGAGGAGCAGGGGGCAUGGGCUACCCUCGCCUGGGGGGAGAAGGAGGCAGAGGUGGUGAUGUCUGGCUCAUCGCUCGGGAGAGAGUUACCCUGAAGAGCAUAAGGGACAGAUACCCUCACAAGAGGUUCGUGGCUGGGACGGGAGCCAACAGCAGUGUCAGAGCACUGAAAGGUGAAAAAGGAAAGGACUGUGAGGUUCACGUGCCCCUGGGAGUCUCAGUGCUCUCUGAUGAUGGCAGGGAGAUUGGAGAGCUUAAUGCAGCAGGGGAGAGAUUCUUGGCAGCUCGUGGGGGUCUUGGAGGCUCUCUGGCUACAAACUUUGUGCCCUGCAAAGGGCAGAGGAGAAUUGUUUGCCUGGAUUUGAAGCUCAUAGCAGAUGUUGGCCUGGUCGGGUUUCCCAAUGCAGGAAAAUCAUCCCUGCUGAGCAAGAUGUCUCAUGCCAAGCCCCAGGUCGCCAGCUACCCGUUUACAACAGUGCAGCCUGAGCUGGGCAAGCUGAUGUACACAGACUACAAGCAGAUUUUGGUGGCUGAUCUGCCAGGCCUGAUCGAGGGUGCACAUGCAAACAAAGGGAUGGGCCACAAGUUCCUGAAGCACGUGGAGAGAACCAAACAGCUGCUCUUGGUGGUUGAUAUCUCUGGAUUUCAGCUGUCUAUCAAGACUCCUUUCAGGACAGCCUUUGAAGCUGUUCUGCUGCUAACAAAGGAGCUGGAGCUGUACAAGGAGGAGCUUCUAAGCAAGCCUGCACUUCUUGCUGUUAAUAAAAUGGAUUUGCCUGGUGCCAGGGAAAAUUUGAGUGAACUUCUGAAGCAGCUGCAGCAUCCUCAUGACUUCUUGCACCUACUGGAGGAAGAAAUGAUUCCUGCAAAGCCUAUGGAAUUCAAGAAUAUAAUUCCUAUAUCUACCUACACUGGAGAAGGCAUCGAGGAGCUAAAAGCCUGUAUCAGGAGUUCCAUAGACGAGGAAGCAGAGCAGGAGAAUGAGGAAUAUCGGAAGAAGCAGCUGCAGCUCCUCCAGCCCUCAGCAGGGCAGGGGGACAGAAGGUAGCAGCACUGCUGGCUGAACCCACCACAGCUUCCUGCUCUUAGUAUGGACAGAGAGCCACAGGCUGGGGCAGCUUGGAGGGGCCUCAAGAUAGGCAGUGCCAGCCCCCUGCCAUGGUCAGGGACACCUUCCACUGGGCCAGCUUGAUUAAGGCCUUGUUCAGCCUAGCCUUGAACACCCCCCAGGGAGGGGGCAUCCACAGCCUCCCUGGACAUGAACCCCUGUGCAGCCCUGCCAUUUAAUUUUUGCUCCCUCUACCACCAGUGCCUGUCUAUCUGCUCAGCCCUGUUGUGUUGAUGUCUCUCAGCACUUGGGUCCAGCACAGUGGGGUAAAGAACAGGUAUUUCUGUUUGAUGUUGGUAACCAACUCAGCAGAGGAAAGACCAGAACAUGCCCAGCACAAAGUACUGCCCACUAGUGAUGCUUCCUGGAAUGUUUUGUUUUGUUUUCCAGGUGAGGUGAGUGGAAGGAAAAUGUCUCUCACAGGUAGGGAAGGAGCAGGUUCAACCACUGCAUCUUCUGCCUUGGGUGUCAGAAGCAGAGCAGUGACAGCAUCUCCUUUUGUGGGGAACAACAUGCUGGGUGUAUUUCACGUUUCUGGGAACAGCUCAUGUUCCAGCUCUUGUAUUUUAAGGAAGCAGAUUGACACUUUCCUUGCUAAAUUAGGACUCUUUCUUGUACAGGACAUUUCUGAUCCAAAGCUGUUAAACUGAUUUCAAAGCAAAAGGAGACUGAAUACAUCAAAGGCUUCUCAGCUUGGGCUGG